AUGGGACUCCUUGCAGAGAAUAAGAUCCGACGAAAGAUCAACAAGGAUCCCAACAACACCAAAUGGACUCGAGACACCAACACCUUUGGGCAGAAGAUCCUUCGUGCCCAGGGCUGGCAACCGGGCCAGUUCCUCGGAGCUGAGAAUGCGCCGCACUCGGAGCUGCACACAGCUGCAAACGCCUCAUACAUCCGCGUCGUUCUCAAGGAUGACAUGAAGGGACUGGGUUUCAGCAGGUCCAAGGAGGACGAGAUUACAGGACUCGAUGUCUUCCAGGACCUGCUCAGCAGACUCAACGGAAAGACAGAGGAUGAAGUUGUGGUGGACCAGCAGGCGCGCCUCGCUGUCAAGACCCAUCACUUUGUCGAACAACGAUACGGACCGAUGCGAUUCGUUUACGGUGGUCUUCUGGUGGGCGAUGAGAUGAAGGAGAAGGACGAUGAGGAAGCCAAGACACCCAAGGACGAGGACGAAGACGUGAUUAUGGAAUCCGCCCCGGCACCGAAGGAAUCUAAGAAAGAGAAGAAGUCAAAGAAGCGGAAGGCUAGCGAAGACGACGAAGACUCUUCCAGCCGAGAUUCUGACUCCAAGAGCAAGAAGAGACGCAAGGAGGAACGCAAGCUGAAGGAGAACGACAGCAGCGCCGACACGGACGAUGCCAAGGCCAAGAAGAAGGAUAAGAAGUCCAAGAAGGACAAGUCGCGCAAGAAGUCUGCAGAUGCCUCGGAAGAGGAGUCAGAGGAGCGCUCCAAGAAGCGGAAAUCCAAGUCCAAGGAUAAGAGCCGGUCUCCCGAAGACUCGGAGGAAGACAAGGUAAAAGAGAAGAAGUCUAAGAAGGAGAAGAAGGAAAAGAAAGACAAGAAGCGCAAGAAGGAGGAGGCUGCGUCUGAGUCAAGCAGCACCGUCGCCACGCAAGAGUCAACGCCUGUGCCGUCUAUCCCAGGAACCGGGGUGACGACACCAUCCGGAACAUCAACUCCUCGGGGAAGCAGGAACUUUGUGCGGUCUCGAUUUAUUGCGCAGAAGAGACAGGCUGUGUUGGAUACCAAGGCGCUGAACCAGAUUUUCAUGGUCAAGGCUUAA
Fusarium vanettenii 77-13-4 is the source of this 1083-nucleotide messenger RNA. RefSeq lists its product as uncharacterized. The transcript is spliced from 3 exons. Gene Ontology annotation, molecular function: nucleic acid binding. The record is from RefSeq and is a predicted model, not a curated record. The coding region runs from base 1 to 1083 and encodes 360 amino acids. Lineage: Eukaryota; Fungi; Ascomycota; Sordariomycetes; Hypocreales; Nectriaceae.